Molecule: messenger RNA, 1815 nt
Organism: Carassius gibelio (silver crucian carp)
Lineage: Eukaryota; Metazoa; Chordata; Actinopteri; Cypriniformes; Cyprinidae
Product: collagen alpha-1(XI) chain
Exons: 19
Coding region: 1-1815 (604 amino acids)
Source: RefSeq, a predicted model, not a curated record
AUGGCUGCCCACCACUCUAGAGCCCUUUGUCAUCCUCAGCUGGUUCAAAAGCGGCAGCUUUCUCAUCAAUUCCCUCUACUGGCACAGACGAGAAUGUCAAUAUCCAUUCAGUUCCAGGGCUCAGGCCUGAACCCAGAGAAUCACACGGUGUGCUUUUUGUUAGAGAAAGAGAAGAAGACAAACUCCAGUGUCUCUUCUAAGAUUGAAGAUCUUUAUAGUAAAAGGGAAAUUUCGUCUUAUCUGAACAGAACUUCAAAGAAUUCACUUCGUGGCUUUGUGGUGGUGGAUGAGUCUGACCUUCUCACGUCUCCCGCCAUCAGCACACAUAGCAGGUAUAAGGACACCAGUAACAAAAAGAUCCAGUCCACCACCUUGGAAUCAUCAGAGGAGAACUUCUCCUCUAAAAAACUGAAAACAGAUAUGGAUGAAGGCCGUUUUGAGCGGCUCCCUUUGAAGCCCUCUAGGGACAUUGCUGGCCUGGAUUCUAUUUUGAAUGUGAAGACAUCAGCUGGUCAAAAGGAUCUUGUCAGGCCUACAGUCCAUCCUGAGUUAAACCAGCUGACUGAAGAAGGUGUCUUACUUCCUUCAAAGAGCUUUGAUGUAGUUAAAAAGCCUUUGGUCAGUCUUCACUCAAAAAAAGGAUAUGAAUCACUUGUAGGCAGUGGACAAGCUGACUACAAGCACUCAAGCAAGAAAACAGUUGCUUUCAAACAUGGUGAUGUUAUAUUAGGCAUGGAUGGAAGGAGAUACCAGCUCCUCAGUGGACCUCCAGGACCUGUUGGACCACCAGGCAAAAGAGGGUGUGCAGGGAAAAGGGGCUAUAUUGGAUACAAUGGUGAUAAGGGUUCUCAAGGAGUCCGAGGAGCAGAUGGACCAAGGGGCAUACCAGGACCUCCAGGUCCAUCAGGACUCCCAGUCCUCUACCUUUGGAGGAACACAGAGGAGGAUUGGGCUGCAUUUAGGAGAGAGACAGGACACCCUGGACCAAUGGGUGAGAUGGGGAGACCAGGUUUACCUGGGUUACCUGGAGACCCAGGUCAGACAGGACCACCAGGGCGAAGAGGCGAAAUGGGUGACAUUGGACCCAAGGGUGUUCGAGGCAGAGCAGGGACUCAAGGAAGAGAUGGAGAGAAAGGUCCAGAUGGGGUGACAGGAUCUCCAGGUGUCCCUGGCCUACAGGGUCCUCAUGGUUACAGAGGUGACACAGCGCCCCCUGGUGAGAAAGGAGAUGAGGGUUUUCCUGGUGCACCUGGCCCCAGAGGAGACAAUGGACAGACUGGCCGGAAGGGAGCACCAGGUGCUACAGGAUUGGUGGGUGCACAAGGUGUUAAUGGCUCAGAAGGGGAUAUUGGACCUGCUGGCCAUGUGGGGCGGAAAGGCCCUCAGAGAAUACACAGAGGAGGAAACCAUGCAAAAGCUGUUCUGAUCGUUACUUCUAGGGGCCGAGAGGGAUCGAAGGAAAUAGAGGCUCACCUGGUCAUCCAGGAUCACAGGGACUACAAGGUCAGGCUGGUCCACAGGGUCUCAAAGGUGACAUGGGGUCCGAGGGUCCAGCAGGUAAUAGAGGACUACAAGGCAUUGAAGGGCCCAUGGGCAAUAGGGGACCAGAUGGAGAGAAGGGUGACAGAGGACCCCAUGGGAAAGAGGGACCAAAAGGAGCGGCAGGGAUCAUGGGUCCUCAGGGUGAGAGGGGCCAGCCAGGCCUCCACGGCUUACCUGGUGUCAAAGGGUAUAGAUGGUGAAGUGGGUCUACAGGGAACACUUGGAAAAGAGGGUCAAAAGGUCAGAGUGCUUUAUCACGUUCAGGUGGAGUAA